GGCCAGGUUGUUCCUCACUUGGAGGGGGAGCAUUUGGAGAACUUGGGCCAUUUAGAGUUAACAAAGACGGUAGUCUAAACAUGAAUCAAUUUUCAUGGAUUUCUGAGGCCAACAUAAUCUUUCUCGAAUCGCCUGCUGGUGUUGGAUUUUCAUAUACAAACACAAGCGUGGACUACAAUUUUAGUGGAGAUAGAACAACAGCUAUUGAUUCUUACACUUUUCUAGUCAAUUGGCUCGAACGAUUUCCAGAAUACAAAACAAGGGACUUUUACCUUACUGGAGAGAGCUACGCCGGGCAUUAUGUCCCUCAACUUGCUCAGCUUAUACUUCUGCACAACAAUUACUCAAAUCAGACUAUCAUCAAUUUGAAAGGCAUCACUAUUGGCAAUGCCUAUGUUGACUUUGAAGCCAACAUGAAAGGAACAACAGAAUAUUACUGGUCUCAUGCACUAAUAUCAGAUGAAUUAUACAACAAAAUCAUAUCAAGUUGUAAUUUUUCUAGUCCAUCUUCUGCAUCCAAGAAAUGCAACGACUACUUGGACCAAAUUGACAAAGAAAUUGGAAAUAUCUUUCUAUACAACAUUUACGCGCCAUUGUGCCCCAACGGAUCACCCUCAAGUACCUCAGUAAGCAGUGUCAUAUAAUUUUUAGUGUUUAUUGUCUUAGAAAAACUAAAGAAUGUACAAUUAACUAAUCCUCUCAAAUUGUUUGGUCUUUUUUUGUUUGUUGAAUAGACCUCAGAAGUUGAUCCUUGCAUGCCAUUUUAUAUUCAGUCUUACUUUAACAAACCAGAAGUUCAAAAGGCUAUCCAUGCAAACGUUACAAAUCUUCCCUAUCCAUGGGAAAGCUGCAAGUAUAACACUCUUGAUGAUUAUUUAGUAAAAACAUUUUUUUUUUUGCCUAUUAUACAUUUCGAAAAAUAUUUCUAACAUUAUAUCAAUUUUUUUUUUAUUGGGAACAGUAAUACGCUUAAUCUCAGCUGGAAAGAUAGACCAUUGACCGUUUUGCCACUUUUGCGUCAGUUGAUGAAGAGUGACUUAAAAAUCUGGCUAUAUAGGUAAGAUUUAUGGAAACAAAAUCCACAGAAUUUCAAGAUAGCAUAAUGAUAAAAGGGAAUUUUAACAAGCUUGAACAAGUGACAAUAUGCAUUGCAGUGGUGACAUGGAUGUUGUAGUGCCAGUGACAGAUACGAGGUAUGCUAUAAAGAAGCUAAAGUUACCAAUCAAGACAGCUUGGUACCCUUGGUAUUUCCAGGAAGAGGUAAAUGCUCAUCAUUAAAAAGAAAAAAAAUUGUUAACUUUGUUUUUUCAUUUUCACUUGCAUUUGGAGAAAGGGAGCCUUGGCGUAACCGGUAAAGUUAUUGCCAUGUGACGAGGAGGUCAUCACCGGUUUGAGCCGUGAAAAUAACCCCUUGCAGAAAUGCAGGGUAGAGUUGCGCAUAAUAGAUUCUUGUGGUUCGACUUUUGGGAGCUUAGUGCACCAAAUUAUUUUUUUUUUUUUGCAUUUGGGGGGAUCGGUUGUUAGCGAUAGGGUCGGGUGGACAACGAAGGCUCAUUUAUUAGUAGCGAAACAGUUAGUAAAGGAAACCAUAAACUUCAAAUUCUGGAUCGUUCGUGAGUAUUGUUACAAGGAGAAGACGCUAAAUGAUGGUGUUGAUUUUGUGUAGGUUGGUGGAUAUGUAGAGGAGUAUGAGAACUUGACAUUGGUGACAAUAAGAGGAGCAGGGCAUUUUGUUCCAACGUAUCAGCCAAGUCGUGCCCUUUCUUUCUUCUCCUAUUUUCUUAGUGGAAAACUUCCCCCUAAGGAGUAGUAGGCUACAAUAAAGCUUUUACUUCUUCAUAACAGAAAAGAAAAAUGUGUCUAAGACCAACCACCAUUUUUCACCCUCAAUAUUGACCCCUCUCUCUCUAUAUAUAUAUAUAUAUUAUA
Molecule: messenger RNA, 1929 nt
Organism: Nicotiana tabacum (common tobacco)
Lineage: Eukaryota; Viridiplantae; Streptophyta; Magnoliopsida; Solanales; Solanaceae
Source: RefSeq, a predicted model, not a curated record